AGCCUCCACCUCCGUGAUAGGUUACAUACAGUAUGAAUGAAAACGAAAAGUAGAUGGCCCACCGCACUUCGCAUCUAAUUGCUAAGUGGGCUAUCGAUUCCAUUAUCUUAACUUAUCGACCUUCCCUCGCUUGCUUAAGCUGCACUGGCUGGUCUAACAAUCAAUUUAAUAACAUAACAGAAGGAGACCCCAGUCAUCUCAGGUGUACCCUUAAUGCGUCGGGGGAGAACAAGUUGCGCGAAUCCUGAUGUCCUCUAGACUAAACCUCUCGAGAGAUGCAGUGAGGUCGAGAAGAAAUCUUGGCGAAAACAUGUCUCACCGCUAUGACAACUGUGAGCCAGCCCUUUUGUUUGGCGCCGCCCAAAACCUAGCUCUGAAUUUCUUCACCGCAAACUUUUUCUACACUAGAUCCGCUCUCGUACCGGUAUUCGGAUUAGUCCCUACCAUGCCGUAUGACAUCGGUGCCCCCCAAUUCCAGAUAGAGCAUCACAAUCAUCAUUCUCCGGGGGAUCCCGCAAGGGACAAAUCCCGUUUACUGUCUUUUUCAUGGCAAUGUCCUUUAUCGCUUUUUACGCCGGCAGAUCAAAGGGGUGCGGGGUUGCCGAGACAUACCGUACGGUACGAGUACUCGAGUACUCAUACAGUACCUGGGCAACAUAAAAGCAAACAAGGUAUCGGUAUGGAAUGAUUAAAAGAUAUAAAGAUUAGCGAAGGCUAAUAAUCCAGCCAUUCAGACCCCAGCAGGCUGGGCUCGGGGCCGUAACAGCUACCGGUAUCAUAAUAUGGGUGCUUUGUUCUUCUUUUGUGAUUCCUUCCCCUCAUUGUUGUUGUGAGCGCCGGCUGACUAAAGUGCAGAACGAGUACUCGCGCAAGAGUAACAAGGCUUGUACCAGUACGGUCGUAGAAAGGUCCGAAUGGGGGGGGGGGGGGAGCAUGAUACAGUGAGCCAGAUGUCUCUGCGAAAGCGCCAUCCCAGAUUCGCAAUUACCGGUACGGUAGUGGUGACGCUGGGCGAACUGUCUUGCUUCUUGCACACGGGCGCCACAGGUUUGCCGAAUGUUUGAUCGCUCGCCAUAAGAUGGCCUGUCAUAAUCUACGGUGCGGCGGAGCUCAGACGAGUUCCUUCGUGAAAUCCCGGGCCGGGUGGAACGGUUUUCAACCUUGCGAUUGGGCUCGGCUUCAUUUUUUGCGGGGCGGACCCUGCUCUCCCCCCCCGUGGUCGAGGGAGAGGGAAAGAAGAAAGAAUUGCAUCGUGAAAUACGGUACGAAACGGUAUUUUGCUCCUCCCUUUCACUGCCGAAUAGUAAUCUGUAUAUUGCUGGGGUUGAGGCCAGGGAGUGGCAGUCGCACAGCAUGAUACAUAGCGUAUGGCCCUUUUUCUGCCAUGAGUUUUACAACUCGGGAAACCCGCUCGUGAUUUCGGCGAGAGGGAUAGAGAGUGAAAAAGAGACCCAUAUCUGAUAGGCGAGCAUGGGA
Molecule: messenger RNA, 1476 nt
Organism: Tuber aestivum (summer truffle)
Lineage: Eukaryota; Fungi; Ascomycota; Pezizomycetes; Pezizales; Tuberaceae
Source: the annotation of a GenBank genome assembly